This is a messenger RNA of Panicum virgatum (switchgrass), 1242 nucleotides long. Its product is annotated as probable carbohydrate esterase At4g34215. The transcript is spliced from 3 exons. Lineage: Eukaryota; Viridiplantae; Streptophyta; Magnoliopsida; Poales; Poaceae. Bases 34 to 765 code for a protein of 243 amino acids. The record is from RefSeq and is a predicted model, not a curated record.
ACAGGCUCUGCAAGCCGCGUCGCCGAGCCAGUCAUGCGUAUCUUCGUGCUCUCCGGCCAGAGCAACAUGGCCGGCCGCGGCGGCGUGCAUCAUCGGCGCUGGGACGGCGUGGUGCCGCCGGAGGGCACGCCGGACCCGUCCAUCCAGCGCCUCUCCGCCUCGCUGGACUGGGAGGAGGCCCGGGAGCCGCUCCACGCCGACAUCGACACCACGAAGACCUGCGGCGUCGGGCCCGGGAUGGUCUUCGCCCGCGCUGUGCUCCCGUGCCUGCAGGAGGACGCCCUCGGCGAGGGGGCCCGGACCGGGAUCGGGCUCGUGCCGUGCGCCGUCGGCGGGACGGCUAUCCGGGAGUGGGCUCGCGGGGAGCGCCUGUACGAGCAGAUGGUGUGCCGGGCGCGCGUCGCGGCCGGGUACGGCGAGAUCGAGGCCGUGCUGUGGUACCAGGGGGAGAGCGACGCGGAGUCUGACGCCGCAACGGCGGCGUACCGCCGGAAUAUCGAGGGGCUCAUCGCCAAUGUCAGAGCGGAUCUUGGGAUGCCGCAGUUGCCUUUUAUUCAGGUUGCUCUUGCAUCCGGCGAUAAAAGGAACAUUGACAAAGUGAGAAGUGCUCAAUUUAGCGUUAACCUGCCCAAUGUUGUAACUGUUGAUGCAAUGGGUCUUGCGUUGAACGAAGAUAACAUGCAUCUUACCACUGAGUCACAAGUAAAGCUUGGUAACAUGCUUGCAGAAGCCUACAUCAAGAACUUCUUAACAACAACUUGUUAGGUGAAUGCCAUUAGGCUGUUCCUUCUUCAAUCCACAGUGAAUAUGUUUGACAAAGGCACUGCAGUACAAGACAGCAAGACAAUUAUGUGCUCGAGAUCCAAAUCAAAUGAUAUUCGGGAGUUCACCCUAGAGGCUCAAAACUCAUGUAGUGUAUAAUAUUUCAAAUUCAGUUCAUAACGUUUCCCUCCAUAUAUAAAAUAAUUGCUACCCGUUUAGUUUCUACUAGUUCUAUGUUGCGUAGGAAUUUGCUUAAAUUCACGUGGAGCUGAAUUAUUUCUGUUAGAAUAUAUGGCAAUAUCUCAGCCAUUUAUGGCCUUAAAAGCACUGCAUUCCAGGAAGAGAUUUGUAGCCUGACAGCUAGCUAGAGUUGAUUAGGCUAGAUUACAGGAGAUUAUCUCCUUCCAUAUUUGUACACUCCCUCCUGUGUAUAUGUAUUGGCCGCAUCAAUGGAGAAUUUGUCUGUCCGCUUCUCCCAAA